Pogona vitticeps (central bearded dragon) is the source of this 544-nucleotide messenger RNA. The record is from RefSeq and is a predicted model, not a curated record. NCBI's taxonomy places the organism in Eukaryota, Metazoa, Chordata, Lepidosauria, Squamata, Agamidae.
GCGGGGCAAAGCCCUCCAAAGUCAUGUGACCCGAGCCGAAGCAGGGCCCGAGAUGGUGGCGUCCAAGCGGGCGAUCCCGAGGCUGGUGGUCGCCUUGCGAUCCCUCAGCUCAUCAGCAGCUGGUUCGCUUCCUAAACAUGUGAAAAUAGUUGAAGUCGGACCAAGGGAUGGGCUGCAGAAUGAAAAGAACCUCGUCCCCACCCAGGUGAAGAUCGACUUAAUUAACAUGCUCUCAGAAACGGGUCUUUCCGUCAUAGAAGCAACGAGUUUUGUGUCAGCAAAAUGGGUCCCGCAGAUGGCUGACCACACUGAAGUCAUGCAAAGCAUCCGGAAGGUCCCCGGUAUCAGCUAUCCUGUUCUGACCCCCAACCUUAAGGGUUUUCAAGCAGCGGUGGCGGCAGGAGCCCGGGAGGUCUCGAUCUUUGGGGCGGCUUCAGAGCUUUUCACAAAGAAAAACAUCAACUGCUCCAUAGAGGAAAGUCUGGAAAGGUUUCGCGAUGUUCUGAGCGCAGCGAAAGAAGCCAGCAUCCCAGUCCGAGGGUGA